This is a messenger RNA of Homo sapiens (human), 4535 nucleotides long. It is a transcript of the gene PAXBP1, whose product is annotated as PAX3 and PAX7 binding protein 1. Gene Ontology annotation, cellular component: nucleus. Gene Ontology annotation, molecular function: histone methyltransferase binding; DNA binding. Gene Ontology annotation, biological process: mRNA splicing, via spliceosome. The coding region runs from base 88 to 2046 and encodes 652 amino acids. The transcript has 12 exons. Lineage: Eukaryota; Metazoa; Chordata; Mammalia; Primates; Hominidae. The record is from RefSeq and is a predicted model, not a curated record.
GGAGAGCGCGCGUGCGCCGUCACGAGCUCGGCGCUGCCGGGGCCGCGGUGUGGAAGCGAGUAUUCGACCGCCGUGCGGGCCGCGGGGAUGUUCCGAAAGGCCCGGCGGGUGAACGUGCGCAAGCGGAACGACUCCGAAGAGGAAGAGCGGGAACGCGAUGAGGAGCAGGAGCCGCCGCCGUUGUUGCCGCCGCCGGGCACGGGCGAAGAGGCGGGCCCCGGUGGCGGCGACAGGGCCCCUGGCGGGGAGUCGCUGCUGGGCCCGGGGCCGUCGCCGCCUUCCGCGCUGACCCCGGGCCUCGGGGCUGAGGCCGGGGGCGGCUUCCCCGGCGGCGCGGAGCCCGGCAACGGGCUGAAGCCGCGCAAGAGGCCUCGCGAGAACAAAGAGGUGCCCCGGGCCAGCCUGCUCAGCUUCCAGGACGAGGAGGAAGAAAAUGAAGAAGUUUUCAAAGUGAAGAAAUCAAGUUAUAGCAAAAAGAUAGUAAAAUUGCUCAAGAAGGAAUAUAAAGAAGAUCUUGAAAAAUCGAAGAUUAAGACAGAACUCAACUCAUCAGCUGAAAGUGAACAACCUUUGGACAAAACAGGACAUGUUAAGGAUACAAAUCAAGAAGAUGGAGUUAUCAUCAGUGAACAUGGUGAAGAUGAAAUGGAUAUGGAAAGUGAAAAAGAGGAAGAAAAGCCAAAGACUGGUGGAGCUUUUUCAAAUGCUUUAUCUUCAUUGAAUGUUCUUCGUCCAGGAGAAAUUCCAGAUGCAGCUUUUAUACAUGCUGCAAGGAAAAAGCGCCAAAUGGCCCGAGAAUUGGGAGAUUUCACUCCUCAUGAUAAUGAGCCUGGUAAAGGCCGCCUUGUUAGAGAAGAUGAGAAUGAUGCCAGUGAUGAUGAAGAUGACGAUGAGAAACGCCGGAUAGUUUUUUCUGUGAAAGAAAAGUCACAAAGACAAAAAAUUGCUGAGGAAAUAGGAAUUGAGGGGAGUGAUGAUGAUGCUUUAGUAACUGGAGAACAGGAUGAAGAGCUCAGCCGAUGGGAACAGGAGCAGAUAAGGAAAGGAAUUAAUAUCCCUCAGGUUCAAGCCAGUCAACCCGCAGAAGUGAAUAUGUACUACCAGAACACUUACCAGACAAUGCCUUACGGCUCAUCCUAUGGCAUUCCUUAUAGUUAUACGGCCUAUGGAUCAUCAGAUGCCAAAUCUCAAAAAACAGAUAAUACAGUCCCUUUCAAAACUCCCAGUAAUGAGAUGACUCCCGUUACUAUUGAUUUGGUAAAGAAACAGCUUAAAGACAGGUUGGACUCCAUGAAAGAAUUGCACAAAACAAAUCGACAGCAGCAUGAGAAACAUCUGCAAAGCCGAGUGGACUCUACCAGGGCUAUUGAAAGAUUAGAAGGGUCUUCUGGGGGUAUUGGUGAACGGUAUAAAUUUUUGCAAGAAAUGCGAGGGUAUGUCCAAGACUUGCUUGAGUGUUUCAGUGAAAAGGUGCCACUGAUUAAUGAACUUGAAUCAGCAAUACAUCAGCUGUACAAACAGCGAGCUUCCCGCCUUGUCCAAAGACGACAAGAUGAUAUUAAAGAUGAAUCUUCGGAGUUUUCAAGCCAUUCAAACAAAGCUCUGAUGGCACCAAAUCUUGACUCCUUUGGACGCGAUCGGGCACUGUAUCAAGAGCAUGCAAAACGUCGCAUUGCAGAGCGGGAGGCCAGGAGGACUCGUCGUAGACAAGCCAGAGAACAAACCGGUAAGAUGGCAGAUCACCUUGAAGGCCUUUCCAGUGAUGAUGAAGAAACUUCUACAGAUAUUACUAAUUUCAAUCUGGAAAAAGAUCGAAUUUCAAAAGAAUCCGGCAAAGUUUUUGAAGAUGUCCUUGAAAGUUUCUAUUCAAUUGACUGUAUUAAAUCACAGUUUGAAGCAUGGCGUUCAAAAUACUACACAUCCUACAAAGAUGCUUACAUUGGCCUUUGUUUGCCAAAAUUAUUCAACCCCCUCAUACGACUUCAGCUCCUCACUUGGACUCCUCUUGAGCCAGCUGAAAUUAUAUGCAGUAACACUGGGAUAUGAACAUGAAUAGUAAGAACUUGGUCCUUUGAUCCUAGAGGAACUCAGAACCAGAUGGGAAAGCACAAUGAGGCAGGUGUGAAAUGAGGACAUGACCCAAGUCAGUUGUCAUGGUGAGAAAAAUUGAUAGGCCAGGCAUGGUGGCUCAUGCUUGUAAUCCCAACAGUUUGGGAGGCCAAGGCGGGAGGAUUGUUUGAGCUCAGGAGUUCAAGACCAGCCUGGGCAACAUAGCAAGACCUUGUCUCUACUUAAAAAAAAAAAAAAAAAAUUAGCUGUGGUGGCAUGUGCUCAUAUUCCUAGCUACUUCGGGGGCUGAGGCAGGAUUGCUUGAGCCCGGGAGAUCAAGGCUGUAAUGAGCUAUGAUUGUGCCACUGCACUGCAGCCUGGGUGAUAGAACAAGACCUGCCACAAGAAAAAAAAAAAAAGAUAAGGAGGUGGAAUCAAGAGGACCUAUUGGCCUGUCAUAUAAGGGAGGGGGCUAGAAUUGACUCUGGAGGUCUAGUGGUGAUGUUUACAAUGUGGUUUUAGAAGUUACCAACGUGGGUGAAGCUGUAGACAUGGUUGAGAUUGGCUAGGUUGAAUUUGUGAACUAUAAGGAAAAGGGAGCUGAGGUUGAUGCCAUGGAAACACAACUGAAAAAAAUGUGAGCUCUGAGAAGCAUUCAGCUCACAGCUCCUAUUUCCUGUGUGCUCUUGGCCAGACCUUCUGAAGUUUUGCUGUGUGCAUGAGUGUCUUGGUAGAUAGCAAAGGCCCAAGACUGUAUUUUGGAGUUAUUUUUCUGUGUCCCCCACUCCUCUGCCCCACAGUUUCCAGCUGUGUCAGCCUUCCUGAGCUCCACCCUCUGUCUCCUCCACUCAGCAAAACUGCUCUGCUGUCCUGAACUAGCAUCUCACCUCAUUUGAUUCCUUUCUUUAAAGGGUCAUAGUCUUGUGCUGCCUAUGGUCCAUUGUAUUUUGUCCAGUUCUUUUUUAUUUUCUUUGGCUUUUAAGUUCCAGGGUACAUGUGCAGAUUUGUUACAUAGGUAAACAUGUGACAUGGUGGUUUACAGCACAGAUCAACCCAUCACCUUGGUAGGAAGCCUAGCAUCCAGUAGCUGUUGUUGCUCUCCCUCCCCCAAGUCCCCACCCCCACCCCCCAACAGGCCUCAGUGUGUGUUUUUCCCCAGUAUGUGUCCAUAUAUUCUCAUUGUUCAGCUCCCACUUGCGAGAACAUGUGGUGCUUGGGUUUCUGUUCCUGCGUUAGUUUGCUGAGGAUAAUGGCUUCUAGCUCCAUCCAUGUCCCUGCAAAGGACAUGACCUCGUUCCUUUUUAUGGCUGCAUAGUAUUCCAUGGUGUAUAUGUAUAACAUUUUCUUUAUCCAGUCUAUAAUUGAUGGGCAUUUGGGUUGAUUCCAUGUCUUUGCUAUUGUGAAUAGUGCUGCAGUGAACAUACAUAUGCAUGUAGCUUUAUAAUAGAAUGAUUUAUAUUUCUGUAGGUAUAUACCCAGUAAUGGGAUUGCUGGGUCAAAUGGCAUUUCUGCUUCUAGAUCUGUGAGGAAUUGGCACACUGUCUUCCUUACACUCCCACCAAUAGUGUAAAAGUGUUCCUUUUUCUCUGAAACCUUACCAGCAUCUUUUGUUUCUGGACUUUUAAAUAAUUCCCAUUCUGAUUGGCAUGGGAUGGUAUCUCAUUGUGGUUUAGAUUUGCAUUUCUCCAAUCAUCGGUGAUGUUGAGCUUUUUUUCAUGUUUGUUGGCUACAUGAAUGUCUUCUUUUGAGAAGUAUCUGUUCAUGUCCUUUGCCCACUUUUAAUGGGGUUGUUUUUUUCCUAUAAAGUUUCCUGUAGACUCUGGAUAUUAGACCUUUGUCAGAUGGAUAGAUUGCAAGAAUUUUCUCCCAUUCUGUAGGUUGUCUGUUCACUCUGAUAAUAGUUUCUUUUGCUGCGUAGAAGCUCUUUAGUUGAAUUAGAUACCAUUUGUCAAUUUUUGCUUUUGUUGCAGUUGCUUUUGGUGUUUUUGUCGUGAAAUCUUUGCCCAUGCCGAUGUCUUGAAUGGUAUUGCCUAGAUUUUCUUCUAGGAUUUUUAUAGUUUUGGGGUUUACAUUUAAGUCUUUAAUCCAUCUUGACUUAACUUUUGUAUAUGGUGUAAGGAAGGAGCCCAGUUUCAAUUUUCUGUAUAUGGCUAGCCAAUUCUCCCAACACCAUUUAUUAAACAGGGAAUCUUUUCCCCAUUGCUUGUUCGUGUCAGGUUUGUCGGAGAUCAGAUGGUUGUAGGUGUGCGGUCUUAUUGCUGAGUUCUCUAUUCUGUUCCAUUGGUCUAUGUGUCUGUUUUUGUAUCAGUACCAUGCUGUUUUGGUUACUGUGGCCUUAUAGUUUGAAGUCUGGUAGCAUGAUAUCUCCAGCCGUCCAGUUUUUAGUUGUUUGCAACCAAAGGUUAAAUCCAGUUCUUGUUUCUCUUAUCAUAGCUGGAAGCAGAAAUAGCCACUAUUUUAGUAUUUGGGUAACCUUUUAAAUGUCU